Messenger RNA from Stomoxys calcitrans (stable fly), 4060 nucleotides. RefSeq names its product protein phosphatase 1 regulatory subunit 16A (gene MYPT-75D). The record is from RefSeq and is a predicted model, not a curated record. Gene Ontology annotation, cellular component: cytoplasm. The transcript is spliced from 10 exons. Gene Ontology annotation, molecular function: enzyme inhibitor activity; protein binding; phosphatase regulator activity. Bases 934 to 3450 code for a protein of 838 amino acids. NCBI's taxonomy places the organism in Eukaryota, Metazoa, Arthropoda, Insecta, Diptera, Muscidae.
AAAGCGCAUUCGACAACUUGAUAUGUGUGCGCGCUGGUUUUCUCGCCUUUUCUAGCAUGCCAUUGAAUUUGACGUGUUUCGUGUUGUUGUCAAUUUAUUACGUUGAGUUGGAAAUAAUAGAAAGAAGGAAAGCAGCGAAAUUCUUUCCCAAAAAUAUGCCAAAUAGUGUGUCGGCGGUGUUUCCAAGAAAUGUGAUCAAAGUUUAAGAGAAGGGGUGCUCAUUUGUUGAAAAUCCUAAAAGUGAAUGUGAAUUUAAAGAAAAUCCCCCCCUUUUACGAACAAAGUGUGGCGCUUUCAAAAUAUACGUGGAGAAAAAAGAAUUUUCACGUGAUUAUAUUGUCAAGUGGUGAUUGCUUUUUUUUUUUUCUUUUUUUUGGUUCAUGGUGCUUUAAGUUUGGCAAAACACAUGAAGAAAAGAUAAGAUUGGUGUUCUUUUGUUCGCAGUGCUAAAGUUAAAUUUAGAAAUUCGUUUCAUUUAUGAUUAAAAUACCGGGCCAGUUUUGGGUUGGUGUUAUGGCCCAGCCAGCCGCCUUUAGUGUAUGCCUAAACUCAACCUCUUGGUGAAAUCACUUUGUUUGGUAUUGUUUGUUUUUUGUUGUUAUUGUUGUGUUUAUAAAAGCAAAAAUAAUUUAUGAUUGGUUUAUUAAAAAUAAGAAAAAAAAAAAAACAACAACAAGUCUUGGUCUCUAAGGUUGCAGCUAAUGCUGCCACCCUCGCCAUUGACGCGGUUACCACAGCAUAAAAUGCCUAAAUUUAAAAAUCUUAAUUAAAACCAACGACUACCCAAAACAUAUCAUUCAAGAAGUUUUUGUUGUAUGGGGACAUAGUGUGUCACUUAUCCGAUCCCUAGACCAAAACCACACAUCAAACACUAUUGACAACGAGCAGUGGAACUGAAGCUGAGACAGCAACAUCCUCCACAUUAUCAUCAACAUGGUCAAAGGUAUUCUGAUUAACCGUAAAUCGGACGAUGUCCACAAGGCCCAGCUGAAAAUGGAACAUGCCGACCUUGUGGCAGAAAUGCAAACUGUCGAAAAUCUACCCACACAUGAACGCCUACAACUAGCAAGACUGCGAAGAGCUCAGCAAUUAAAGGUGGCACGUCAAAAGGAAAAAGAAUGGCUUAAACUACAACGGGCCAAAGGUGUCAACCUGUCCACCCUCAAUGGCAUGAGUACGACACAUCACUUUCGUAAUGGCCCCGCAGCAGCCAACGGCAAAGCGCACAUAUCGUUUGAGAACAGUGUGGUGCUGCUAGAGGCUGCCUCACGCAAUGACAUGCAGGAAGUGGCCGAAUUGCUGGAACAUGGCAUCACACCGGACGCAGCCAAUGAGGAUGGUCUGACGGCGCUGCAUCAGUGUUGCAUUGACAACAAUGUGGAAAUGUUGAGAUUACUUUUGGAAUAUGGUGCUAAUGUCGAUGCUCAAGAUAGUGAUAAAUGGACGCCUCUGCAUGCGGCGGCAACUUGUGGCCACCUGGAUUUGGUGCGUAUCCUAAUCGAUCAUGGUGCUAAUCUAUUGGCCGUUAAUACGGAUGGUAAUAUGCCAUAUGAUUUGUGUGAUGAUGAGAAUACUUUGGACUACAUAGAGGCUGAAAUGUCAAAGCGCGGUGUUACACAGGAGCUAAUAGAUGAGACGCGUUCGGCGACGGAGCGUAAAAUGUUGAAGGAUUUAAUGGAGGUAUCGAAAUGUUUUGGAGAUUUGGAACAGCCUGAUGAACAUGGCGCAACACCGCUGCACAUAGCUGCCGCCAAUGGUUAUAUGAAAGUAGUGGAGUUCCUUUUGGAACAACAUGUCAAUGUGGAUGCCUUGGAUAAGGAUAUGUGGUCACCCGUGCAUGCGGCAGCCUGUUGGGGCCAUCUGGAGGUUUUGGAAAUGCUGGCACAAUGUGGAGCGGAUUUAAAUAUCAAAAAUAAGGAUGAUGAAACGCCGUCAGAUAUAUGCGAAGAUCCCGAAAUUAGGGAACGUAUUGAGCAAUUAAAAACGGAACAGGAAAGUAAACGUUUGGCCGAGGCCCAAAGAAGGCGAGUAAGACGAUCUCAGAGUAGUAACACAAGAGCACAAUCGGUACGCCGCACAUCCUUACGCGACAAAACGCUAACAACCAAAAAAGAUGCCGCCGAAGAAACCCGUCUACGCUUACAAGCUCAGGAUGUCUUCGCUGUGCCCGCACCCGAUAGCACAACCUUAGAUCCGAAUGGGCCCUCGGAUCACCAUAAUCGUGAUUCGGCCGCCGAAUGGUUGGCCAAAUCAUCGGCAACAACACAUAAUCAUCAUCAGCAUAAUCACAGCAGCAACAGCAUUAAUAACAAUAAUACCUUAAAAAUGAAUAACAAUCAUAGAAAUUCCUACGAUCCUAGUCUACAAGAUUUGGUCGAUUCCACGACAGCAGCAAGCACAGCAUCAUCAUCAUCCACCUCCGCCAUGGCUUCACAGUAUCAACAAUCGCAACAUUCCUAUCAACCAAGACGGCCACCAGAGGGUCGUGAAAAUGAUGAACUACAGAUGAAAGCAUUUAAAACCAAUGGUGAACAACAACAUUCCACAGGUGAUAUAAUGGGUGGUGGUAGUGGUAGUGGUAAUGGUAGUGGCAGUGGCACUAUGACCACAGCGGCAUCCGCAGCAGUCAUGGCGGCGGCCACUCGAACAGCAGGUCAAACGGAAGCUGUACAAAUACAGUCUAGCAAGGAGGCAGCUAAUGGCAAAAUAAAUGUCCAAGUUACGGUGUUGGUGGACACGUCCUCCAACCAUCAUCUGCAGCAACAGCAACAACAACAACAGCAACAUUUGCAUCAUCACCAUAAUCAUCAUAAUCAACAACAUCAACUUCAGCUUCAUCAACAACAUCAACAACAGCAACAGCAUCUCCAUAUGCAUCUGCAUGGUCAUGGCCUUCAUAACCUAACUGCCACAGCGGCAACAAUGCAACAAAAUCAACAGCAUCUAAUGGAUCCCUCUGCUUCCGUUUCCUCCUCAUCCACAUCCAAUACACAAUAUUUGGCAAAUGCCACAACAUUGGCCAAUUUGAAAAAGCAACGUUCCCUGUCGCGUACUAGUGUUUUCAAUAACUGUGAAAAUGGUUCUGUUUUAGGGGCUGCCAAUUCCACCAGCCACAAUCAUCAUCAUCACCAUCCUGCAGCCUCCCACAACAACAACAAUAAUCAAAAUAACAAUAACAACAACAGUAGCCCACUGGAUCAUCAGGUGAACAGCCAGCAACCUUUGGCCAACAAUGGUGGUCUCCAACAUCCUUCAAUGAUGGACUACAAUGGAUUAAUGCACGAUCCCUCAUUGGGUACCGGAGCAACCGCAUCGACAACAGCCUCAUCUGCAACAGCAUCAAAUGCCAGUGGUGGUGGCGGCAGCGGUGGUGUGAACAAAUUUAGUGGCAUUACUGGCGAUGUAGUCAGUGACAGUACCAGUUCCAAGAAAUGUUGUGCUGUGAUGUAAAUGUAAACAACAACACAGGGGAGCAAAGCUCUCGACAGCAACCAUAAGGUCUUUGUUUUUAGCACACUAAUUAAAAAAUUAAUAAGGAAAGGAGGAAACCAGACAGGAGCAGUGAAGUUCCGGCCACAUGCACACACUAACACACUUUUGGAAAGCCGUCAAAAUAUGGCAACACCAAUAUACAUAUAAGCCUUAGGUAUAUAUGUAUGUAUAUGGAUCGAGAGUAUGUGUGCAUACAACAAGCAUGGCGUAUUUAUGGAUGUAUGUGUAAAAGAGCUAUGAAAAAUGGAUGUGGGUUAUGCUUCAAUAACAACGACAAACUUGCAAAGCAACAUAGUGCCAGACAACCUGCCAAGCAACGAGUCAGCAGAUAGCAUUACCCAAAUCAUAAGCAAAAAUAACCAGCCUGACAUCCUAAAAGUAUGCUUUAAUAUGCAUCGAACCUACCAGCCAGUUACACUUAACGCACCAAGUCCUUGGAUGCGUCUUUUAAUGAAAGAAACCAACUAAGCACCUACAAAAAUCUUUAUUGUAAAAAUCUUACCCAUAGCUGUAAUGAUUUUGUGUAACGUUUUGAAUUGGCGGUAUUUCUUGAAGGCUUUGCAACUAG